AUGAUAAAGGUGAUCGAUCUGAAUCUGGAAAAAAGCCAAGUUUCUAACAAAAACUUAUUCUACGAAAUCACCGAAAACAUUAGAUCCAACCACACGUUCAUAUAUACAGAUGCCUCCAAGGGUAAAAACAACGCGGGCUACGGAGUCUAUUGCAACAAUCCCCCUAUCAACUAUGCAGAAAGACUACCAGAGGAAGUAACAAUUUGCACAGCGGAAAUAGUUGCAAUUAACAAGGCAAUUAUUAUUUCUCUGUGCAAAGAGCUAAGAAAUGUUGUAAUCCUCUCAGACUCUAAAAGCGCCAUUGACAAGAUUCGAUAUCCCGGGGUAAACACUUCAAAUGACUCGAUCACACUAUCAACCAAAAAACUCCUAUUAGAAGCAAACAAUAGCGGAACGAAAAUACACCUAACGUGGAUACCAAGUCACACAGAUAUAAGUGGAAACGAAGCUGCAGAUAAACUCGCAAAUAUUGGAAGGUCACUCAAUGUACCCAAGAACAUCAAAAUCGACAAGGCAGAUAUACUAGCAGUUAUUAAACACAAACUUACAGAAGAAUUUUCCCAAAAAUGGAAAACAACAGCCACCAACAAGGGGGGAUGGUACUCAGAAAUCGUUAAAAAAUUUCCCAAAACCAGAUGGUUUGACAAUUUAAAAUACGCCAGAAGAAAGGACAUAACCAACAUCAUACGACUUAAAACAGGACACUGUCGCACAAAGGUCCAUCUGAAUAGAAUAGGAAUAAUUGACAGCCCACUUUGCGAGUGUGGAAAAAUAGAAAAUAUAAACCAUAUAUUCUUGGCAUGCCCCCUGAGAACCUAUCCUCAAACAGAUCUAUACACAAAACUAAUAAAAGACGGCCACACUACACCAUUCAGUAUGCAGACAGUACUGUACAACGCCAAGCUAAAAACCAUUAAUCUCAUCAACGCGUUUAUAGACAAAAACAAACUAGAAUUAUAA
Molecule: messenger RNA, 960 nt
Organism: Sitophilus oryzae (rice weevil)
Lineage: Eukaryota; Metazoa; Arthropoda; Insecta; Coleoptera; Curculionidae
Exons: 1
Coding region: 1-960 (319 amino acids)
Biological process (GO): DNA replication, removal of RNA primer
Molecular function (GO): nucleic acid binding; RNA-DNA hybrid ribonuclease activity
Source: RefSeq, a predicted model, not a curated record